AUGGCUCUCCUGUACCCCCUUGGUCUCUCCACGACCGCCCUCGUGGUGGUCGGAUUGUACAUGCUUUUCCAGGGAGAAGGUGAAGCCUUCAAUGUUGGCCGCUUUCUCGAAGAAGUAUCCCCCUACGCCUGGGCAAACAUCGGUAUUGCGAUGUGCAUUGGUUGCUCAGUAGUCGGAGCCUCAUGGGGUAUCUUCCUUACCGGUUCUUCGAUCGUCGGUGGUGGUGUUCGGGCUCCCAGAAUUAGGACCAAGAACUUGAUCUCCAUCAUUUUCUGUGAGGUUGUGGCCAUCUACGGUGUUAUCAUUGCGAUCGUCUUCUCCGCGAAGCUGGGCCCCGUCCCCGAGACGGAGCUUUACACCAAGAGCAACCUAUACACGGGCUAUGCGCUGUUCUGGGGAGGUAUCACCGUUGGAUGCUGCAAUCUGAUUUGUGGUAUUUCCGUUGGUAUCAACGGUAGUGGCGCAGCGCUUGCUGAUGCCGCCGAUCCUAGCCUGUUCGUGAAGAUUCUCGUCAUCGAGAUUUUCAGUUCAGUUCUGGGUCUGUUCGGUCUCAUUGUUGGCUUGCUGGUGGGUGGCAAGGCUCUCGACAUGGGCGCGGCGUAA
Penicillium pulvis is the source of this 603-nucleotide messenger RNA. Its product is annotated as H(+)-transporting V0 sector ATPase subunit c''. The record is from RefSeq and is a predicted model, not a curated record. Gene Ontology annotation, molecular function: proton-transporting ATPase activity, rotational mechanism. Lineage: Eukaryota; Fungi; Ascomycota; Eurotiomycetes; Eurotiales; Aspergillaceae. The transcript has 5 exons. The coding region runs from base 1 to 603 and encodes 200 amino acids. Gene Ontology annotation, biological process: proton transmembrane transport. Gene Ontology annotation, cellular component: proton-transporting V-type ATPase, V0 domain.